Messenger RNA from Caenorhabditis remanei, 327 nucleotides. RefSeq lists its product as uncharacterized. The coding region runs from base 1 to 327 and encodes 108 amino acids. The transcript is spliced from 3 exons. The record is from RefSeq and is a predicted model, not a curated record. Lineage: Eukaryota; Metazoa; Nematoda; Chromadorea; Rhabditida; Rhabditidae.
AUGUCCGGCAACGACGUUGAGAGGCUUCUCAGAGAAGAGCACAUCCGACCAGAAGAUUUGCUCACAGAUGGACCGAAUAACCGUUUGAAUCUGACGAUAGACACAGAAGAGACAACAAUCGGAAAGACGAAAGGAGAGAAGAAGGCGGAAGCGAAGAUUUCAAAUAUUGUCCAUAUUCAGAGAACUAUGGUUAUUACUAAUCACGAAGAAGUCAUCAAAGUCUUUCUUCCGAUCAUUGCAUUCAGUGCAUCACUACUUCUUUUAUGCCAAUCACUUAUCGUCAUCGGAAUAUUUCUCAGCCCACUACCAUCAAAUACUAAGAAAUAA